Molecule: messenger RNA, 4446 nt
Organism: Linnemannia hyalina
Lineage: Eukaryota; Fungi; Mortierellomycota; Mortierellomycetes; Mortierellales; Mortierellaceae
Source: the annotation of a GenBank genome assembly
AUGGCCCCUCCCAUGGACGACGACUUUGAAUUUGGCGACCUCGCCGAUCUCGACCUCGACGACGACGAAAAGGCCAUGCUCGCCAACGACUACAAGUCUCAGCAAUUUCAACAUCAACAUCAGCCUUCUGUUAAACAUAGCUGGAAUCAGUCCACUAUUGCAUCCAACGGCAACAACAAACAAAACACAUUCUUCCAAUCGAACGGAAACAACACCACUCCUGCCAUCAACAACAACAACAACAACAACAACAACAAUGCGCAACAGCAACUACAGCAGAGGGAUGAGUUUGAGGAUUUCGGAGAUCUGGACGAUGCCGCGUUGUUGUUGGACGACAAGGACUUCAUGGACGAGGACAACACCCCCGCGCCUUCUGCCUCGUCCUCAUCCUCUGCUGUCUCUGUCCGGUCGAACUUCUUUUCUGGAAACAACACAAGGCCUCCACAACAACAGCACCAACAGCAACGUCAAGGCCAAGGUCAACAGCUCUUCAACAAGGCCACACCUCCUCAGGCUCAGACAAAGCCUGCGCAAACGACAAAGUUGUUUUCGAUAUUUGGUGGCGCAACGAAUCAACCCAACCCCACCAACAACAAUAACAGCAACGCCAACGCCAAUGGAUUCAACAAUAACAACAUCCAAGGGUUGGCAAGAGCAGGAUCUGGACCCAUGGCUGGGAACAACAAUGCGUUGUCAUACUUUAACGCCAACAACAAUAAUAAUAACGGCUUCGCGACACUGAGGAAAACAAACACCAAUAACAACAGAAACAACACCGCCAUGAUCCCUCGGUCCGACCCAAACAACGACUUUGCAGAAGACAUCUACAAGAGCCCAGAGAUCCCUAACCAACCCGCCCAGAGACCGACCCACCAUACCAUCGACGACCGGGCGAUCCUCACCUGGCAAUACCCCAUCAACUACCCGAAGCGUGACUACCAGUACAACAUCAUUCGGCGGGCGCUCUACACCAAUACCCUGGUCUCGCUCCCCACAGGGCUCGGAAAGACCUUCAUCGCUGCUGUGGUGAUGCUCAACUACUUUCGGUGGUUUCCCAAAUCCAAGAUCGUCUUCAUGGCACCGACCCGACCCCUUGUCAACCAACAGAUUGAGGCUUGUUUCAACAUCUGCGGAAUCCCCCAGGAAGCUACCGUGGAGCUGACAGGACAGAGCAACCCGGCGCUCAGACAACAGGUCUGGAAGGAUAAACGAGUAUUCUUUUGCACGCCCCAGAUCCUCAACAACGACCUCAAGAGUGGACUUUGCCCCGCGAAGGAUCUAGUUUGUCUGGUGGUCGACGAGGCCCAUCGUGCGACAGGAAACUAUGCGUACUCGCAAGUCGUUCGAGAGCUGGAGCCCAUUAAUCGAGAUGUCCGGAUCUUGGCACUGAGUGCUACCCCUGGAAGUGACAUCCGAGCGGUCCAAAAGGUUGUCACCAACCUCAAGAUUGCCAAGAUCGAGUCACGGACAGAGGAUUCAAUGGACCUGCAGGCGUAUGUGUUCAAGCGCAACAUCGCCGAGAUCGUGGUCCCCUGUGGGAGAGAUAUUAGCGAGAUUCGGGACAAAUUUGCGAGGAUGAUGCGGCCUCAUCUGGAGCGGCUUAUGAAAUAUGGUGUCAUCAGGACUGCUGAUCCUGCGCAGCUAAGCCGGUUUGCUAUUUUGCAGGGGAAGAACGGCUACACGCAGGACAACAGAGGCAACUCGUCCACCAAGAACCUCAUUGUGAGGACCUCUCUCAUCUGCAUGAGUCUGGUCGCUGCCUACGAGCUGCUUGUCAUCUAUGGUAUCUGGCCAUUCUUUGUUAACAUGGACCCAUAUUCUUCGAGGGCCGCUGCAGCAGAUCGGGACGAGGAGGAGGCUACAGGAAGAGGUCGAGGAAGCACCGGCUCCAAGAAGAACAAAAACAACCAAGAUGACGAAGAGGAUGAUGAGAUCAAGGCGUCGUUGGCUCGGAAAGCGAUGGAGGAUAACCCAGAGUUCGUGAGGAUGAUGGAUCAGAUUCGGGUCAAGGUCAGGCAGCCGAAUUUUGUCAGUCAUCCCAAAAUUGAGCGGUUGGUGGCGAUUGUGAUUAAGCACUUUAUGGAUCACCAGGACAAGACCGAUGCGUCCCAAGGCUUGUCUUCUACCGCUGGCGCUGGCGACCGUGCUACUCCUACACAGACGCGCGUCAUGAUAUUUGCCAAUUUUCGAGAGUCAGUCGACGAGAUCAGCAGAGUUUUGGAGAAGCACCGACCCUUGAUCAAGGUCCGGCAGUUCAUCGGACAGGCCACUGCCAAGGGCAAAAAGGGCAUUUCUCAAAAGGAGCAGCAGAAGGUUGUGGCUGACUUUCAGAAGGGAGAGUACAAUGUCCUGGUGGCGACAUCGAUUGGAGAGGAGGGCCUGGAUAUUGGAGAUGUCGACCUGAUCGUCUGUUACGACAGUCAUUCUUCGCCUAUCCGCAUGCUGCAAAGAAUGGGUCGCACAGGACGCAAGCGCGCGGGAAAGAUCUGCUUGUUACUUGCGGAGGGUCAGGAGGAGGGAAAGUACCGCAAGUCGCAGUCGACCUACAAGUCUGUGCAAAAGGCGAUCACGCAGGGCAACCAGAUCGUGUACUAUCCCGAGAAUCCCAAGAUCAUCCCCGCAGGACCACUCCCCACCUGCGAUCUCCUCAACAUCAACGUCCCCACCUACGUUAACCCUGCACUCGCCAAGAAACGUAAACGACUCGAAAACGAGACUCCUGCGCAGACGAAUCGGUUGCGUGGCGCGUAUUUGGAGCCUGACGAACAGGCGCAGUUUCUGCAGCGGUAUCGGUUGCCCAAGAAGCAGAUCCCGAAGAUUACAUUUCGCAGUGCGUGUAAGGCGAUGUUGAGGAACAAGAGGUCUACUAUGGUCCCAGACAAGACUUUUGUGGUUGGCCACUCGACUCGGACACUGGAGUAUAUCAAGAAUGUCAACCGGAUGGCCAAAGCCCGGGUCGAACAGUCGCUGAAUAGUGCCUCGAGGUCUUUGGCGUCAGACGAGCCGGACCCUUAUACCAAGCGAAUGUUGGCGCUACUCGAAAAGUCGAAGACUCUGGAUCAGGAUAUGUAUCAGGGCCAGGAUGACGACAGUGCAGGACGGUCCAGGUCGGCGAUGAAGUCCUUCUUGAGCAGGAACAAAAAGUCCGACGCCUACUCACACGAUUCGCUGGAUGAUGAUGUGAUGGAGGAUCUUGGCCGACGCAUGGGAGGCACCAAGGGUUCUUCUCGACCAGGUCGUCGUAGGAAAGUCAUACUGAGCGAUUCGGAGCUGGAGGAUCAUACGACUACCGACGAUGAUGCUGGUCGCAGCAAGACAGGAGGAGAUCAUGGCCGUCUCAAGGUAAUGCCCAAGCCUCGGCGCAAGCAGACUAUGGCGGCCGAGAAGAAGGAUUCCAUGAACGAAGGUGGAGAUCUGCCCAAACCAGAUACCAAGGCCAAGCCUACGACCGCUGCUGCUCAAGUUUCGAUCAAGUCGUUCUUUCAUACUGUCUCGGACGACGAAGUUGAUCGAGAGAUUAUGGGUGGACUCGACAACACGUUUGGGUUCCUGGAGGAUCAACAGUACAGCCGAGGACCCACCAUGUCGCCCUCGCCUUACGACAAUGACGACCAUCCCGUUCUAAUGCACGAGCCGAGAGCAAGACCACAGAAGGGGUUUGAUUUCCAGGAGCCUGCUACAUUGCCGGCACUGUGGUAUAGAGCCUCGGCCUCGGGGGAUGACGGUUCCGAGCUUGGUCAGGAUGACCUUGGCGAGGAGGAGGUGGAUGAGGUGUCCUUGGUUCUGGAGCCUGCAAUGGCGUUUGUUGUCUUUGAUAUCCCACCCGUGCCUAACGCAGGGCAGUGGUAUCAGCCUGACCAGGAGGCGCCUACUUUUACAGGCAAUCAUCAGGAUUAUUUGGCUCCAAGGACACCACAAACCACUGCGAAGGCAGCCGGCAGCAUAAGAACCGCCAAAGCACCACCGUCGCCGCAGGAGGUCGUGCUGAUCGAGAGUUCGGAUGAUGAUGUAUGGGGAAGGCAGGUUGUCGAAAAAGACGUGAGGGAGCGGUAUGAGGUACCUGGAAGCAUCAGGUCUCGAGACCAGGACACUCCCAAGGUGUCGAAUGGCCAUCAAGGAUUUGUGUCUGCAAGAACCCUAUCUGGCACCAGGUUCGCCGAGGCGGCCAAAGGGUCACCAUCUGGUAGUCAAGGAGGGAAGUCGCAGCGGUCUUCAUUUGGACAUGGACAUGGACAGGGGCAGAGUCCACGACAUAGUCAAGGUCGGACUCAGGAUCAGGGUUCGGUGCAGAGUCAGAGGAGACAAGCGGAAGUAGGACAGAGUCGAGCGGCGGCCAAGAAGGGGCAGUUGUGGGGCGAUCCGAGCAGCAGUAGCAACAAUGAGUUUGAGUUUGGGGACGACGACGAGAUCCUGCCUGAUCUCGACGACUACGACCUCUGGGAUUGA